AUGCAUAUGCUAAACAUCCUCGCCUUGGUGGCCACCGUCACCGCAGCUGCCUUGCCAAACGGCGCUGCCGAGAAGCGUACAACCACAUGCUCGACUGCGAGCUCUGCAAGCUUGGCCGCUGCCAAAGCAGCCUUUACCCAGGCGAAGCUGGUGCCUGACCUUAUACCCAGUUUCAACCCCGAGGUCACCGUCAGCGCUUCCUUCGGAGGGAAGGCAGUCAAGCUCGGCAACACAUUCAACCCAGUCGAGACCAUUCCGGAACCCUCCAUCAGCUUCACCGCCGAGCCAGGCUAUGACCCGUCAAACACCAAAUACACCAUCUUCCUCGUAGACCCUGAUGCGCCAGGCCCAGCUGCGCCAAUCUUCAAGGACUUCCUGCACAUUAUCAUCGCCAAUGCACAACCGUCAUGCGUCACCUCGCAGACUCGGACAACGUUGGCAAGCUACCAGCUUCUGACUCCUCUGUCCAUUGCCGCUCACCGCUACACUAUCCUCGUGUACAGACAGCCGCCGAACUACACGCCACCGGUUGACAUUCACUACCUGCCCGGUGUGAGAAACAACUUCGAUCUUAAUGGCUAUGUUGCGGAGGCUGGUCUCAUCGGUCCGGUAGGAGGCAACUACUUUAUGGAAGGAUUGGCGCAGGCGGUGUGCUUGGUUACGCCAAAUUGCACGUCAGAUGGUACGGGAUACCCUUUGUCGUAA
Molecule: messenger RNA, 705 nt
Organism: Baudoinia panamericana UAMH 10762
Lineage: Eukaryota; Fungi; Ascomycota; Dothideomycetes; Mycosphaerellales; Teratosphaeriaceae
Exons: 2
Coding region: 1-705 (234 amino acids)
Source: RefSeq, a predicted model, not a curated record